GCCACGACCACGGCCACGGCGCACACGACUGCGACUGCCACGACCUUGGUUUGCCUUCUUGGUUUGUUUUCUUGUCGAGUGCAGGGCUGGAACUGCUUCUGAACCCUCCGCUUGAUCUCUGUGCUGUACCGCUGCAACGACUGCUUGGAUACUACUACACCAUGGGCAGAGGCUCUCGCCGCCCGCGGUCAACCCGCCCAGGCACAUUUGACCCCAACGACACGACCCGAGUCAAGCACACCCGCAUUGGCGUCUGGGACCUCUAUGAACAAAUCAAUCCCGCCCUCGCCCAUGUCCCGGGCUCGUCCUACGCCGAGAAGGCUUUCGCGGCGUACGAGUGCUUGCCAUACUUGCUCCGAAUGAUCCAUGACAUACUCUCCAUACGGAGCUGUUGGUGGUUGCUUACCGCCUACACGCUGGCCGAAGUCGGUCAAGCCCUGUUGCCCGCUGCGUCACUCUGGUAUUCUGGCCAAUUGAUCAAUAUACUGCAAACAGCCAUCGAUACCCGCACCGUCGACGCCUCUCUGCUCUUUCAUAUCUGCGUAGGACGCGUCGCAUGCUCCAUCGCGCGCCGCCUCCUCAACCAUGCCCUCCCCUCGCUCCGCGGCCCGCUCGCGCGUCGCUUGCGAGCACGAUACUCCAUUCACCUAUUCCACGCGCGGGCGCGGCUCGAUCUCCCCACUUUCGAAGACCCACUUGUACAGAGACAGCUCGAAGAGGCGUCGUCUACGUCGGGGAGCAUCGCAUACGAUACGCUCGUGAUGGGCACGGGGAUCGUGUCGACGUUGCUGCAGGUCGUAAGUCAAGUAGGGGUCUUAGCACAAGUGCUGGGCGGACAAAGGGAUGGGUGGUUGCUGGCUAUGCUGAGCUUUGCGACGAGCAUGGGGGACUGGGUGACGAGGUGGAACGUGUUCGCCACAGAGCAGGUAUGGGCUGCGACGACGAAGGACAAGGAUUAUAUCCAGAUGGUGGGAAUGAAGUUUGUCGUGAACAACAUGGAGCACCGGAAGGAGUUCAUUGCUGGCAACCUUGCCGAGUUCAUGACGAGAGAGUUUAAGGAAGUUUCUGAACGCGUCGGCCCGGAUAACGCAGUCGACUUCCAUGAGCUCCGUCGCGAGUCGCGGAGCAAACGGCGUUUCAGCCUCUUUGGGUUCCUACAGGAUCCCCUGCGUGAGCUACCACAGAUCGUAUUCACCCUGCGCGCCGUCCAGUAUCCGGCAUCCAUGCCCGUCUCCUUGGCAUCCUUGAACUUGCUCCAGCAGACAACGUCGCACUUCUCGUUCACAGUGUGGCGCUUCUUCGAUCAGACGAGCUCAAUCACCGAGCAGUUGUCGACGAUUCGGAAACUUUACGAAGUUGCCAACAUCCCGAACCGCGUAGAGGACGGCAAAGUUCCCUUUCCUGAAGACGCCCAAAAGCUUCGACACGGAGUCUCGCUGGAGUUCAAAAAUGUAUCGUUCAAAUAUCCCGGCUCAGACCAAUACGCCCUACAAAAUGUCUCCUUCAAGCUCCUUCCCGGCCAGCUCUGUGUCAUUGUCGGCGCAAACGGCUCCGGCAAGAGCACAAUCCUCAAGCUUGCAGUGCGCCUCUACGACCCUUUCGACGGCCAGAUCUUCCUCGACGGCCACGACAUCCGCACGCUCCGCCUCGCUGACCUCCGCGCCGCCGUCUCUGUCCUCUUCCAGGACUACACCCACUUUCCCCUGUCGAUCCGCGACAACAUCGCUCUGGGCGACCCGGAGAAUUUCCAUAACGAGGCGCACGUCCAUAUGGCAGCGCGGCUCGGUGGCGCGUCCGAGUUCAUUGCGAAGCUCUCGGAAGGGUAUGACACGUACCUCGACAAGCCCGUACGGGACUAUUUCUCAGGCAUGCCGGAGGGGACAAGGACGCUAUUUGGGAAGCAGAUUGACUUUUCUGUGGUGCGAGGGGCGGGGGGCAUGGGGAGCCGCGCGAGCGGGCCCGGACUGAGCGGGGGCCAGAUGCAGAGGCUGGCAGUAUCACGGACGUUCAUGCGAAGCGUGGUGAGCGAGGACGCGAAGGUGGGGUUGUUGCUGUUUGAUGAGCCGAGUGCAUCUUUGGAUCCCGCUGCAGAGCAUGAUCUGUUUGGUCGUCUGCGGGAAUUACGGGGAAAUAAGACGAUGGUGUUUUCGUCGCACCGGUUCGGGAACCUGACCCGACAUGCAGACCUUAUCUUGUUCAUGAAUGAGUCGGUCAUCAUCGAGGCUGGUACGCAUGACCAGCUGAUUGAGCAACAAGGAGAGUACGCGCGAAUAUGGAUGUUGCAGGCACAGGCAUUCCUAUGAACGAUGGACCCUCAAGUUCCUCUAGACAGCAAUACCAUCAUUGCUCAUUGCUCUCAGGC
This is a messenger RNA of Dichomitus squalens LYAD-421 SS1, 2362 nucleotides long. RefSeq names its product P-loop containing nucleoside triphosphate hydrolase protein. Gene Ontology annotation, biological process: transmembrane transport. Bases 162 to 2303 code for a protein of 713 amino acids. The record is from RefSeq and is a predicted model, not a curated record. The transcript has 8 exons. Gene Ontology annotation, molecular function: ATPase-coupled lipid transmembrane transporter activity; ATP binding; ATP hydrolysis activity. Lineage: Eukaryota; Fungi; Basidiomycota; Agaricomycetes; Polyporales; Polyporaceae. Gene Ontology annotation, cellular component: membrane.